GCUCUGGUCUGAACAUGGGUGUCUUUGUCCGUCCUGGGGAGUGGAUUGAGAAGACUCCGAUUUGCCUAUCCCCCAAGAAGAUGAAGUACUUUGAGGUUCCUCCUGGUGAGCCUGAUGAACCCUGGAACCCUAAAAUCGAUCUUCUUCGUGGUGAGUCGAUACUCACCGACGACUGCAAAGGGGGUGGUUGUAUGGGUUGGAGGGCUUUGAAGGAUCUGGCUACUCCUCGCGACAAUCCUGCUGCUGAGAUUGACGCGCCGGCUGCCCAACAUAUGAAUGAUAUGCUCAAGGCUUGCAACUCUGCAGUGGAGCUUGUGAAGCUGUACCUUUGCUACCAGGAGCAGAAUGAGGCCCUGCAGAAGAGGCAAGCUGAUUUGGACCAACAAUUGGGUGAUACCAAACGUGAUCUGGAUCAGAAAUCCUCUGAGCUGGAGAGGUUGAAAAAGCGAAACAAAGAGCUGGAGAGUGUUGCGAGCCAGUUGACUGCAGAGGAGAUUAAGAAUAAAGAGUUGUCUGAGAAGCUGCAGGAGGCAGAUGAAAAUGCCAAGACUGCCUACAGAACCGGUGCUCGAGAUGGUGCCUUGCGUUUCACCCGUAGUCAGACUUAUAGCAAACGCAUUACUGAUAGUCACAACGGUGGCUGGUUUGCGGCUCAUCGUUGUGGUGUGCAUGGCAUUGGUCUGACACAGGAGGAUUGCCAGGAUAUUGAGUAUGCAUUCUUGGUGGAGCAGAAGCACAAGGAACCUACUGGUUGGGAGACACAGAUCAUUCCUGAAGAGAUUAUUCAAAAUGCUGAUCCUUUGACUCUCCCUCCCAUUGAGCUGAAGGAAGAAGACUACCUGGAUCCUGCCCUGCUGUCUUCCAGCACCAACCAGACGGAUCAUCAACAAGUUUGAAGGUGCGGGCAGUCAUCACCGGUAUCAUCCUGUGGUUCAUCUGGCGUUGCUGCUUUUAAAGAUUAGGUUAUUUUUUUUAAACGCACUUUUGGUAUCAGCUGUUUGUGGCACUUUUUGCCCUGGGAUAUUUUAUGCUUGUUUUUUGUAAACUUUACCUUGUGCCAUUUUUAAUCAGCUAACAAAUGUCAGUUUUGGUGUUGGCUGUCGAAUUUGCUUUAUUCAGAUGGUGUUGCUCUUAUGUUUAUGAUAUUGUGUUGUUUGCUUUAUUUUUCCAUUUUAUGCUUGCCCUCAUUUAUGCAAUUGUGCUGCUUGAAUCUGGUACUUUACCCCGAGUCAGCAAGCUGAUAGUAGCCUUGCUGACCUACUUUAAGGGUUUGAUUCAUGAUAUUUGACUAUACAUUACCCCGAGUCAGCAAGCUGAUAGUAGCCUUGCUGACCUACUUUAAGGGUUUGGUUCGUAUCACCCCGAGUCAGCAAGCUGAUAGUAGCCUUGCUGACCUACUUUAAGGGUUUGAAUCACGAUUUUUGAUUAUACAUUACCCCGAGUCAGCAAGCUGGUAGUAGCCUUGCUGACCUACUUUAAGGGUUUGAUUCGUAUCACCCCGAGUCAGCAAGCUGAUAGUAGCCUUGCUGACCUACUUUAAGGGUUUGAAUCACGAUUUUUGAUUAUACAUUACCCCGAGUCAGCAAGCUGAUAGUAGCCUUGCUGACCUACUUUAAGGGUUUGAUUCGUAUCACCCCGAGUCAGCAAGCUGAUAGUAGCCUUGCUGACCUACUUUAAGGGUUUGAAUCACGAUUUUUGAUUAUACAUUACCCCGAGUCAGCAAGCUGAUAGUAGCCUUGCUGACCUACUUUAAGGGUUUGAUUCGUAUCACCCCGAGUCAGCAAGCUGAUAGUAGCCUUGCUGACCUACUUUAAGGGUUUGAAUCACGAUUUUUGAUUAUAUAUUACCCCGAGUCAGCAAGCUGAUAGUAGCCUUGCUGACCUACUUUAAGGGUUUGAUUCUUCUGCUUUGAAUUCCUCGACUUUCUUUCAUUUCAUGGACCAUAACAGGCCUGGCUCAAUCGGCCUUUUUGGGUUAGUGACUACACAUAAAACUUUCUAAGGACGCUGGCGUUCCAUGAAUUUUUUAGUGCUGUUCCACCCAUAUCCAUCAGCCUAAAAGCUCCUGGUACGAUUUCUUCCCAUAUCUGAUAAGGCCCCUCCCAGUUUGGGGUUAACUUCCCUUGGACCUUUGCCUUGCCUGUAGCUGCAGUUCUGCGGAGCACCAGGUCUCCUACUUCAAGCUGUCUGUGUUUUACUCUUUUGUUGUAGGCAUUACUUAUGCGCUGCUUGUAAGCCGCCGACCUGAUUUCUGCUCUGAGUCUGAUUUCUGGUAGAAGAUCCAGCUCCUGCUUUAACAGUUGAUCGUUCUUGUUUUCUUCAUAAUGCUGGAUCCUGAAUGUAGGUAACCCUACUUCUGCUGGUAUCACUGCUUCUGAUCCGAAACAUAGACGGAAUGGGCUCUCUCCCGUUGCUUCCUUAACGGUGGUUCUAUUUCCCCAAAGUAUCUCUGGAACAAUAUCGGCCCAACCAGCCUUAUAGUCGUCUAGCUUCUUUCUCAUUGCUGCCAGUAUCUGCUUGUUGGCAGCUUCUGCCUGUCCAUUGCUUUGGGGAUGAAAAACAGAAGAGUAGGCAAACUUGACUUUGUACGUACUCAAAAAACUUUGAACUGGCGAGCAAUCAAACUGUACCCCAUGGUCCAUCACGAUUGCCAUCGGUAAUCCGAACCUGGUGAUUAUAUCUUUCCAUAUGAACUUUUUGACCUGAUUUGCAGUUAUCUUUGCCACCGGUUCUGCUUCUAUCCAUUUGGUGAAAUAAUCGACUGCCACUAUCAGAAAUUUUCUUCCACCGGAUGCCGUUGUGAAUGGUCCCAGAAUGUCCAUUCCCCACUGGGCGAACGGUAUUGGAUUUAGGAUUGGCAUGAGAUCGUUUGCGGGACGAUUGAUGACUGCUGAAAAAACUUGACAUUUUUCACAUUUCUUGACGUACUCCUGUGCGUCUGUUAGCAUUGUCGGCCAGUAGUAUCCUUGCCUUUGGCAUUUCAGUGCAAGGGUUUUUCCUCCCUGAUGAUUUCCACACACUCCUUCAUGUAUUUCUUCUAUCAGUCGUGCCGAUUCGUAUGCUGAUAUGCAUCGUAACAGAGGCAAGCUAAAACCCCGUUUGUAGAGUUGGCCUCUGAUGAUUACAAACCAGCAUGAGUUUCUAAUCAACCUUCUUGCUUCCGUUUUUUCUGCAGGCAGGGUUCCAUCUCUCUUGUAUGCCCACAAGGUGUCAUACCAUUCAGGUUGGCUCGUGAUUACCAUGACCUGAUUUCCCAAUACUUCAGUGCUCCUUCGAUGCAUGACUUCCAUCAUUACUGAUUUUACCAGAGCACUUGAGCUGGCCAGUUUUGACAGGGAGUCUGCCAACAUGUUCUCUGAUCGGGGUACUAAUUUUAUUUCGAAGCUUUCCAACUGUGCCACUGACUGUUUAAGCUUUUCGGCGUAUCGUUUCAUGGAUUCUUCCUUCGUUUCAUAUUCUCCUGAGAACUGGUUUGCUACCAGUUGUGAGUCGGUUGUAAACCUGAGCCUACGAGCACCAGCUGCCGUGCAGAUCUGUAUGCCAGCGAUUGCGGCCUCGUAUUCUGCCUCGUUGUUUGAUGUCUGGAAAGAGAACUUAAUAGCAUACUCGAACUGGUCUCCUUCCGGUGAGGUAACUAUUACCCCUGCUCCUGACCCUGAUUUGGUGACCGAGCCGUCUACUGCUACUUCCCAUAUUCCUUCCUUUAUUUCCUCCUCCUGGUAUGAUGCUUCGACUAUGAAGUCAGACAGUGCUUGGGCCUUUAUAGCCAUUCUGGGCCGAUAUUCCAUGUGAAACUCUGAUAGUUCAAUUGCCCAUUUUAGGAGUCUACCUGAUGUGUCCAUUUUUUGCAUUGCUUUUUCCAGUGGGUAGUUUGUGAGGACUUGGAUCCCGUGUGCAUCAAAGUAAGGUCUCAGCUUUCUGGCUGCAAUCAAUACUGCCAACCCCAAUUUUUCUAUCAAGGAGUACCUCGUUUCUGCUUCUUGCAGGAUGUGGCUGACAAAGUACACCGGUAUCUGUGUUUUAUCUUUCUCUAUGAUCAGAACUGCUGCUACUGUGUGUUGAGAAGCAGAUAUGUAUAGCUGCAGCGUGUCCCCUUCCUCUGGUCGAGCUAUUGUGGGUAGGACUUGCAGGUGCCGUUUUACUGCCUCAAAGGCUGCUCUUUCUGUUUCUCCCCACUUGAAUUUUUUGUUUUGUUUUAGCACGUUGAAAAGGGGCAACGCCCUAUCUGCUGAUUUGCUAAUGAACCGAGUCAAUGCGGCCAUUCUUCCUGUUAACUUUUGCACGUCUUUUAUGCAACCGGGUUCUGGUAGAUUCAUAAUUGCAUCUACCUUAUCUGGAUUGGCAUCGAUUCCCCUUUCGCUUACUAGGAAACCUAGGAACUUUCCUGAUCGGACCCCGAAUACACAUUUCUUGGGGUUUAACUUCAUCCUGAACCUCCUCAGAGUUUCGAAGGUUUCUCUCAAGUCGUCGAUGUGGUCGCUGGCCAAUCGGCUUUUAACUAUUGAGUCAUCCACAUAUACCUCUAUGUUCCUCCCUUUCUGGGAAGCAAAUACCCUAUCCACCAACUUCUGGUAGGUUGCUCCCGCAUUCUUCAGCCCAAAUGGCAUUGCCUUAUAGCUGUAUACCCCUGAAUCUGUGAUGAAGGCGGCCUUCUUUCUAUCGGCUUUACACAAGCUGACUUGGUGAUACCCUGAGAAGGCAUCCAGGAAACUCAAAAGAGCGUGGCCACUUGUUGAAUCUACCAGCCUAUCGAUUCGUGGCAAUGGAUAGCAGUCCUUGGGGCACGCCCCAUUCAGAUUUGUAAAGUCUACGCACAUUCGCCAACUGCCAUUUGACUUUUUUACCAUGACUACGUUGGCCAACCAUUCGGGGUAAUCACAAACUUCUAUGAACCCUGCUUCCAGCAGCUUUUCCACUUCUUCUUUUAUUGCAGCAUUUUUUUCACUGGAGAAAUUUCUCUUCUUUUGCUUUACCGGCCUGACUGACUUGUCUACAUUCAGACGGUGCACUAUGAUGUCUGGGCUGAUACCGGGCAUUUCAUCUGCAGAGAAGGCAAAGACAUCUGCAUUUUCUCGUAACAGGCCGAUGAGAUUGACCUGCUGAUCUGCCUCCAUAUCGGCACCUAUUCGUACCGUUCUUUCUGGAACUCCUUCUACUAAUUCAAUUUCCCGAGUUUCUCCAUCUGCAGCUGGCCUUGGGAUGCAAACCGGCCUUUCAUCAAAAUUUUCCAUGCUCAAAUCGCCCCUCUUUCUUUUGGUUGGCAUGUUUGCUUCUCGGGCAAGGUUGGUUUUCGGCACCAUCCUUCCUGGUGCCUUUAUCGCUGUCAGAUAACACGAUCUGGCAGUCUCCUGACUGCCAUGUACCCUUUCUGUUCUUUCCAGAUUUGAGAGAUAUAUCAUGGUCAAAUGAUAUGUGGACACCACCGCCUGUGCGUCAUGAAUGAAUGGUCGACCAAUUAUUACGUUAUACGCUGCUGGUACUUUUAUCACCAAAAAGUCGACCAUUAAGUCCCUGGCUGAUGAUCCUCUACCUACUUGAACCGGUAGACGGAUACUGCCUUCUGGAUAGACGCUGGCUCCAGAGAAACCGAUAACAGGAUAGCUCACCCUUGUUAACUCUCCGUGAUCUAUGUUCAGCUGGGUGAAAGCUUCCCAGAAUAUGAUGUUCGCAGAGCUGCCUCCAUCAAUCAGGCAUCUCUUGACGGGGAAGUUUGCUAUCUCGAGUUCCAAUACCAGCGGGUCAUCAUGGGGAUAUAUAAUGCCGCGACAAUCGUCCGAGGUGAACGUGAUGACCGGUAGGGGGAUUGGUUCCGGCCAUUUCCUUGCGCUAUGGUAGCUCACCAAAUGCCUGUGCUCCUCUAGAUUUCUUAUUGCCCCGCUGACUGUACCUCCGUGCACGGGCCCUCCAGAGAUCACCCAAACCGUGGGUCUCUUUCCCCUAUCGGCCCCAUCUUUGCCUGCUUCCGGUAAUGACCGGAUUUCUUGCCGGGAUGGUGGUGCCUGUUCAAUCCUACCAGUGGGCUGUGAAUACCCUGGCUGAGUAGGUGUAUAUGGGGCAUGACUAUGCGAACUGCCCUGCCUGUUAUUUCCUCCCUGGCCUUCCUGUCGAACCCUGUACUGGGAUAGGUUAUCCCCUUCUUACCAGCUCUUCGAUGUUAUCCUUGAGCUCUUUGCAAUGCUCCGUGUAAUGACCAUGAUCAUUAUGAAAAGCACAAAAGUUCUUAUCGUUACCUGGGGCAUCCAUUGGUAACGGUUUUCUCCAUGCUGCCGAUUUAUUUAUUGCGUAGAUCGUGGCUCUGGCGGUGUUCAGGGGAGUGUACAUCUGGUAAGCCCCUACCGGCUGUUGUCUGUUCGGAUAUCCUCCUCUCUGCUGAUGGCCCUCCUUUCUACCGUUAUCUUUCCGGUAAUUGUGUUGCUGUAUGGGAACAUGAUCCUUCUUGGCCGAUUGUACUGCCUGAUUUCCCCCCAUGGGUGAUAUUAGCAUCAGCUCAUCACUCCUGAUAUACUCAUUUGCUUUUCUCAAGGCCUCCCCCAGCGAGGUAAAUGACUUUCUUCCCAGGUACCUUUUGAACUCGCAUUCCUGCAUCCCUCUCAACAGAGCCAAGACGGCUAUUUCUUGCUGUAAAUCUGGUAUUGUGAUGGAUUCGUUGUUAAAACGAGUAAGGUAUUCUCUCAGUGGCUCCUUCGGCCUUUGUGAGAUUGACAUCAGCUCUCCAGAUGUUUUCUUUCGUUCAACCUUGCUAAUGAACCGCCUCACAAAGUCCUCUUGGAUCUGCCGAAAACUGAAUAUUGAUCCGGCCGGCAACUUCUUGUACCAAUCGGCUGCCACCCCUGAUAAUGUGGUUUGGAACACUUUGCACCACAUGGCAUCUGAGUCAGAAUACAGCAUCAUGUGUUGUUCGAAAGCGGUGGAGUGAUUUUCGGGGUCUGUGGUUCCGUUGUAUUUGCACGUCGGCAUCUUUACUUUCUCCAUAGGUUGCUCCAGUAUACCCCUGCAGAGUGGGGAGUCUUUGGGGUGUAUGGUUCGCCUCAUCGGCUCCUGAUGAGGUAGAUAUCCUUCAUAUCUAUUCCAACCUGGCUGUGGAGACUGUACGAUGUACUCUUCAUGAUACGGUGUCGAUUCCCUACCAGCAGGAAACGACCCUUCUUGCUCUGACACCGACCCCCGGCGUCUAGUGGACCUUUCUCUGCGCCGAGAGUUAUGCCUUUUCCUUCUACCCGGAUUUUCACUCUGUACAAGUAUUGGUUCAGGUUGUGCUGGCAGUACCACUUCAUGCUCUAGGGUUUCGUAGAGGUUUCUAACCGGCAUCACACCCGGGCGAUUGCCGGUAACCACGAUCUGAUUUCCCUCCGUCCUCCUUGAGGACAGUUCAGUCAUUGCUUUCAUGACGGCCGACGCCGUCAGCAGCUGUUGUGGUGUGAACCUUUGGGACAACGCCGAGAGGUUGCUCUGAAUCUGUGGGGGUGAUGGGGAAUCUUGUGCCCUUUCUUCCAUGGACGUUUCGUCCUCUAUGAUCACGUCGUUCGGGUCUUCAAAACCUGGGGGGGCAAUGCUUAUCUGUGACUUGAGUGUUUUUGGGGGAGGAUCGGUAAGUGGUGUGACUUGGCUGGUUGAGACAGGUAAGAGAGAAGGUUUGACUGCGGGUUGUGCUACUGAUGUUGGUGUGAUCACUGCUGAUUGUGGGAGAUUGUUGUUUUUUCUAGGUUUUUUGUUGUUGGUAUCCAUGAUGGCUGAUUUACUUGACAAGGUUGGGAGAUCCCCUCCUUCUAGCGCCAAUUGUUCCGGUAUGAUUUGGGAACGGUUGGAGAUGUCUUGCUGGUUGGGUGCUGCUGUUAUCCUGAUGAUAUCCUGCGCAGAUAACAAAGAUGAACUAGCCUCGAGGGUGAUUCGAGGAUCCCCCUCCGAUGCUAAAGUCAGAUAUGAUGAGUGAUAAGUAUUUUGGUUUUUGUGGAAAUGAUAGUGUUUUGCGUACCUUUUGUCAUAAAUGAAGCCCAUAUAUAUAGGCGCGGGUCGGGCGUACGGACAAAUGGGUCCUACCCGAUUGAUAGCGACCCGUUGACCUCUUGGUUUGGUCACGUGCCUCCUCCCUACCGGCUUGUAAGAGAUGUUGGUAGGGAAUAAUAUCUGCCGUUAAGGAUUAUUUGCCUUUAUCCUUAACAGUUUGGCGAUGCUACCAGCCAGCUGGUAGCAUACCCGUACAGGUUCCUCAAUGAAGAUUUGUAUGACAUAUAUACCUUUACCUAAAUAAAGCUUGUAGGUUACAAAAUUGUGAGUGGAGUAGUGAUUUUGAGAAAGUUUUUUGGGGUCCAUGACUCCAUUCAUGGCCAAGCUUGCAGCUAAGUAGCAUAAAAUCUACCAUUCUUUUGAUAUAGUUUUGUUUGAGUAUUCUCCUAAUUGAGCUGUUGAAAUUUUCAAAGUUAUUACAAAUUGCUGAAAAUGUGGAGGAAUGAGAGUUUGGAAGCACCAUCUCCAUUGUAUAAGUUACAUCAUCUUUGUUGCAGACUGCCACUAGAGAGUAGAGACCAUUUCUGUCUCGAGCAACCUUGCAUUGAAUUAUCAGGGACUCAAGGUUGUUUCCUUGUUGGUUUUAUGAUGUAUAGAACUUGGUUGAAAAGUUUCGGCAGAUGUAAAGAAAAGUAGAAAACUGAUGGCAUUUUCAGGAUUUGAAGCUCUUUAUGUUGUUGUUUAAUCCUGGUAUUAAAUGCUAUACGUGAGUCGGGUGUUCCUUGUUAGAUUUGAUAUAACCAAUAUGCAAUUCUUAAUUGAGCAUCAAAGUUUGAAGUGAAAAUGUAUAUAGCACUUGAAUGUUUGUCAACUUUAUACAGGAACCUUUUGUGAAUAUUCCUGAAGAAAGGGUACGUGAAGCUCUAAAGGCUGCACUGGGUA
This is a messenger RNA of Spinacia oleracea (spinach), 8885 nucleotides long. RefSeq lists its product as uncharacterized. The coding region runs from base 15 to 896 and encodes 293 amino acids. Lineage: Eukaryota; Viridiplantae; Streptophyta; Magnoliopsida; Caryophyllales; Amaranthaceae. The transcript has 2 exons. The record is from RefSeq and is a predicted model, not a curated record.